Molecule: messenger RNA, 951 nt
Organism: Jaculus jaculus (lesser Egyptian jerboa)
Lineage: Eukaryota; Metazoa; Chordata; Mammalia; Rodentia; Dipodidae
Product: olfactory receptor 12-like
Exons: 1
Coding region: 1-951 (316 amino acids)
Biological process (GO): sensory perception of smell; G protein-coupled receptor signaling pathway
Cellular component (GO): membrane
Molecular function (GO): odorant binding; G protein-coupled receptor activity; olfactory receptor activity
Source: RefSeq, a predicted model, not a curated record
AUGCCAGUCCACAGGAAUGGGAACUUGUCAGCAGCGCCCUGGCAGGAAUUUGUGCUGGAGGGAUUUGGGGGCGGUGUGGAGACCCAGGCCCUGCUCUUUGCCGUCUUCCUGCUCCUGUACACGGUGACCGUCCUGGGGAACCUCACCAUGAUCGUCCUCAUCACCGUGGAUGCCCGCCUGCACUCCCCCAUGUACUUCUUCCUGAAGAGCCUGUCCUUCGUUGACCUCUGCUACUCUUCCGUCAUUGCCCCCAAUGCCAUGGCCAACUUCCUCUCUGCCUCCAAGGUCAUCACUUUUGCAGGCUGUGCCACCCAGUUGUUUUUCUUCUCUUUCCUAGGUACCACUGAGGCCUUACUCCUGGCUGUGAUGGCCUAUGACCGCUUCAUGGCCAUCUGUAGUCCUCUACGUUACCCAAUCACCAUGUCCCCCUCAACCUGUGCCCGCCUUUUGUUAGGUGCCUACUGUGGAGGCUGCCUCAACUCCAUUGUGGAGACCAGCCUCACCUUCCAGCUUCCUUUCUGUAGCUCCAACCGGAUAGAGCACUUCUUCUGUGAUGUGCCUCCACUCCUCCAGCUUGCCUGUGCCAACACGGCUGUCAACGAGCUUGUCAUGUUUACUGUCUGUGGGUUCAUCCUAAUGGGAGCAACACUAGCAAUCACGAUCUCCUAUGGCUACAUUGCAGGGACCAUCCUUGGCAUGCACUCUGGAUCUGGGCGGCACAAGGUCUUCUCCACCUGUGGCUCUCACUUGACAGCUGUGUCCUUGUUUUAUGGAACUGGUUUUGCUAUAUAUGGCCAGCCAGGAGCUGUGGCGUCCAUGGAGCAGGGCAAGGUGGUCUCCGUCUUCUACACCCUGGUCAUCCCGAUGCUCAACCCCCUCAUCUACAGUCUGCGGAACCAGGAUGUGAAGAAGGCGCUGCGGAGGCUGGGACAGAAACAUGCAGCUAUGUGA